CGAUUUUAUCUCAUAAAAUUGGAUGAAAAUGAUCAAUGCAAGCUAAAAUUAAAAAUUGUUCAUUAUUAUCCAAAAGACCUUUCAAUUGAUAUUGUGAAGUGAAUCAUCAUAAUUCAUAAUAGCCAAUGGCCUGAGACUUCUUGGCCUCUUGAAAAUGAUGGACAGCCCUGACGAAGGAAAUAGUGGAUCAGCGUUUGAGUUUGUCGCAGUUGAUGAAAGCACCACCUCCAAUGAACAACCAGUGGCGCAAGUUUCUUCCAGCGCGCAGAGGAAGAGACGCAAAUCUCCAGUCAAGACCCGGACAGUCCCUCCGAAAGUGCCAUCAACCUUCAGAUUCAGAAAUCUUCCAGUCCAACAGGAAAACAUGAUCAAUGAUGAUUUCGAGCCAGCUCCAAAUUCAUUUGCCUUUGUCCCGACCUUUCGGUUGGUCGAUUUGAAUAUGAUGGCCAAACUGCUGUGGUGCGAGGACUGCGCCUCUCCCGUUUCUCUGAGGUUCUGCGUUGAUGACAAGCAAAAGUUGUACAACUCCGAGCUGAAGGUCCUGUGCCACUUGUGCACCAAGGUCAUCAAGGUGCCCCUGACCAGACUGGGUGACACUGGAAGUCUGGACGCUUACAAGCAGCAAGCCACAAUAAUGAACCACAUCAUGGAGCAAAACUCUGACACAGUCAACAGAUGCAACGAGCUGAACAGGACUCUGGCAACCAUGGUGCCUGAACCAGCUCCGGACACACAAAUAGCUCAGAUCAAACUAGAUUCGCCAGACUAUUCCAUGCAAGACUCUGAGGAUGACUUUGAAGAAUAUGAAAGCUCCCCAUCACCAGAGUCGCCCGAAACAAUUAUCAAAUAUGAAGAAGAAGCGCCGCAAGAACCGGUGCUAACAAGGACAGGCAGGUUGGUGAAGAGAACUACAAAGUUUGGAGCUAGUCGCUACCACCUCAUUGAUUCUGAAGAGGAAAAGGGUGAGGUGGGAGAAGUUCCUAUGGAAGUGGAGGAAAAUUGGUCACCGGCAGAAUCUGACGAGCAUGACAGCGACGAAGACGAGUUUUGGGCCCCGGGAGAUGAAGAGUGGGACUUGGAAAAGCUACCUAGAGGGGGCCAAGAAAAAUGCCUCUACUGUGACGAGGAGUUUAGCCUGAUGAAAAAAUGCAUUGCCCACAUGAAGAAGUGCCAUCCAGAGUUUCUGCAGCGCAAGUGCCCCAUCUGCAACAUACAAUUCAAGACGUGGAAGAAGUUCAAAUACCACUACCCUACCCAUCAAUCCAGCAAGCUCAAGUUGUGCGCAUACUGCGGAGAAAUGGUCUACAUUAGAAGUUACAAAGUUCACAUUGCCAAGCACACCCAGGAACGAAAUUACAAAUGUCCUCACUGUCCAUCUGUAUUUCUAACGUCGAGCGGUUUGAACGGACAUAAGCAAUUGCACAGGCCAGCCAUGACCUGCGACCUUUGCUUGAAGGUCUUCAACAAAAAACCCCGUCUUGUUCAACACAUGACCAUCCACGUCAAGGGCAAGAAGUACAAGUGUGACAUUUGUCGUGCGGAGUUUCUGCACAAGGACAACAGGAACACCCACAGGAAGAACAACCACAACUACGUCUGUCUGAUUUGCUUCAGGCAAUUCAACUGCCACCCCGAUGAGGUGCAGUCGCACGCCGAAAACGAGCACUCGGAGGCCGAGCAAGAGGCCAACAGGGUCAACGGACUGCUCUACGAGCGGAUUACCCGUUUCCAGUGCACUGAGUGCAAAGUCUACAAGCCCUCCAACCAGCAACUGCAGAUACACCUGAGAAAGGUGCACAACAGGGUCAUUGAAACCCCCGAAGGUAACAAAAACAAGGGGAGGAAAAAGAAAAUUCGGGUGACGGAGGAAGAACCUAAAACGGCUGAAUAGGAUUAAGUAUAUUGUAUGAUUAUUAUUUAGACAUUUAAGUCUUUCCUCGUCAAAGAUGCAGUGAAAUUUAGUUCAAAAAAGUUGAGCUCUUAAGUUUUGUGCGAUUAUUGAUGGAAUUGUUUUUAUGAGGACGUAAAUCAUGCUGCUCUCGAAACGAAACCCGCGCACGCACACGUCUAAAACUUUUCUUGUAUGGUAGCUAAGCCAGGGGAUUCACAAACCAAUCAAAUUGCAGGCGUUCAAUACCCAAAUGUUCCUGCUGGUAUUAUUAUUUCCUAUAAUCGUUGUUUAUUGCAGUUGUAAACAAAGUACCGCAAUAAAAUUGGAUGAUUGAAAGCAGCUUUUUUGCCUUAUAAAUUGUCUCAAUAAACCU
This is a messenger RNA of Neocloeon triangulifer, 2264 nucleotides long. Its product is annotated as zinc finger protein 184-like. The record is from RefSeq and is a predicted model, not a curated record. Bases 155 to 1891 code for a protein of 578 amino acids. The transcript has 4 exons. Lineage: Eukaryota; Metazoa; Arthropoda; Insecta; Ephemeroptera; Baetidae. Gene Ontology annotation, molecular function: RNA polymerase II cis-regulatory region sequence-specific DNA binding; DNA-binding transcription factor activity. Gene Ontology annotation, biological process: regulation of transcription by RNA polymerase II.